AUGAACCAAGCCUUUCUGACUGUGAGUCCCAGCAGAUCUCAGAUGUUUGAAGAAGAGUUUGUCUCUCUGAGCUGUGAGGAUGACGACAGCUCUGCUGGAUGGAAGCUGAGGAGGAACACAACCAGAGAAACCAGGAAGGAGUGUGACAAGUGGGGAAGAUCAACUGGUUCCUCCUGUAACAUCACUGACAUCACCCCACUGGACAGUGGAGUUUACUGGUGUGAGUCCAGAGAGGGAGCAACCAGUAACAGCAUCAACAUCACUGUCACUGGUGGAUCAGUGAUCCUGCAGAGUCCUGUCCUCCCUGUGAUGGAGGGAGAUGAUGUCACUCUGCACUGUAAAACAAAGACCUCCAACCUCCCAGCUGGUUUCUAUAAAGAUGGCUCCCUCAUCAGGACCGAGCCUGCAGGUCACAUGACCAUCCACCAUGUUUCCAAGUCUCAUGAAGGCCUCUACAAGUGUCACAUCAGCAGUCAUGGAGAGUCUCCAUCCAGCUGGAUCUCUGUCACAGGUAAACCUACAACCACAGCCCCGCCCCCUGCACGUGAAGCCACGCCCACUUAUCACGAUACCACGCCCCAUGUCUCAGCUCCUCCCCAGCUUGUGUUCAGACUGGUCUGCCAUCUAGUGGUGUUCUGUCCGUACUUCAUCUCCACUCUCCUCAUGGUGUCUGUAUAUCGACACAGACCCAAAGGAAAUUACCCACCUGUCUCCAUGGUGAUGACCCAGCCCACCCAGGCUGAGCAGGGAUUGGAUGAUGACUAUGACAUCAUCCCCUCCGUCACCACAGAGCAUCACUUCUGAACUGAACCAAAGAGUCGUCGUUCUGAAGCUUCGAGUCAUGAAAGAAAAUCAUCAGAGGAGCUGAAACGCUUCCUGAAGAACUCCUCAUGUUCUAGUUUGACUUGUACAUGAACUGUGUUGAAGUUAGAAAUAGUUUAUAUUUCUGCUGCUGUGUGUCUCUGUUUAAAGCUUCAGAUCUACUAAAGAAAAUGUCUUUAUUUUCUGCCAUGAUGUUAUAAACUUCUUUUCUUAAAUCUAGUGAAAUAAUGUGCAGAGCAGCUUCACAUCUAUUAAUGUAUCUCUCUACUGUUUGUCUUGUUGUUCAUUUUAUGACUUCAAGUUUAAUUAUUGAUGUAACACCAGUGUACAACCAUUUCUGCAGAAUUAAAAAGUGUGUGAUG
Molecule: messenger RNA, 1184 nt
Organism: Scomber scombrus (Atlantic mackerel)
Lineage: Eukaryota; Metazoa; Chordata; Actinopteri; Scombriformes; Scombridae
Product: high affinity immunoglobulin gamma Fc receptor I-like
Exons: 5
Coding region: 1-804 (267 amino acids)
Biological process (GO): cell surface receptor signaling pathway
Molecular function (GO): transmembrane signaling receptor activity
Source: RefSeq, a predicted model, not a curated record